Molecule: messenger RNA, 4653 nt
Organism: Neolamprologus brichardi
Lineage: Eukaryota; Metazoa; Chordata; Actinopteri; Cichliformes; Cichlidae
Gene: sox5
Product: SRY-box transcription factor 5
Biological process (GO): positive regulation of chondrocyte differentiation; regulation of transcription by RNA polymerase II; cell fate commitment
Cellular component (GO): nucleus
Molecular function (GO): DNA-binding transcription factor activity, RNA polymerase II-specific; RNA polymerase II cis-regulatory region sequence-specific DNA binding
Source: RefSeq, a predicted model, not a curated record
GGAACACAGAGAGAGAGAGAGAGAGAGAAUCAGCAGUGUGUGUGAGGUUGAAGGAUCACUUCUAUCCCGUCUUGUUUUUGGGAGACUAACCUUGUUCAUCUGAGCAUUGUGGGACUGUUUUAUGUUGUUGUUGUCGAGAGAGACGGACCCUUACUCCAGCAUGCUCACUGAGCCUGAGCUACCUCAGGAGUGUAACAGGAUGUCUUCCAAGCGACCAGCCUCUCCAUAUGGGGGGACAGAUGGAGAGGUAACCAUGGCAACCAGCAGACAGCGAGUGGAGGAUGAGGAGAGUGAGGGACUGGGCGGUGUCAUCCACCUCCCCCUGGCCUCCUACUGCAACAAGGUGUCCCCUCGCUCACCCCCCAACCGCAACUUGGACAGCCCGCCCAACAUGGAGCAGGAUGGCACUAAGGGGAGCUCCCUGAGUCCUUACCCUCAGCACAAUGCUACCUCACCAGGCAAAGAAGAGGGCGGAGGCGGGGGGCGCCUCUGCAGCGACGGGGGCUCGGCCGCGGGCACCCUGGGCACCCCCGAGAGACGCAAGGGCAGCCUGGCAGACGUGGUGGACACACUGAAACAACGCAAGAUGGAGGAGCUGAUCAAAAACGAGCCAGAAGAGGCCCCCAGCAUUGAGAGGCUGUUGUCAAAGGACUGGAAGGAUAAACUUUUGGCCAUGGGCUCAGGGCACGUCGGAGAAAUUAAAGGUACCCCAGACAGCCUGGCGGAGAAAGAGCGCCAACUCAUGGGCAUGAUUGGCCAGUUGAGCAGCCUGAGGGAGCAGCUCUUGGCGGCCCAUGAGGAGCAGAAGAAGCUGGCCGCCUCACAGAUGGAGAAGCAGAGGCAGCAGAUGGAGCUCGCCAAGCAGCAGCAGGAUCAGAUUGCCCGGCAACAGCAGCAGCUUCUACAGCAGCAACACAAAAUCAACCUCCUGCAGCAACAAAUCCAGCAGGUCCAGGGCCAACUCCCUCCACUGAUGAUUCCCGUCUUUCCCCCAGACCAGCGAACUCUUGCGGCAGCUGCGGCCCAGCAGGGCUUCCUAAUGCCCCCUGGCUUCAACUACAAGCCUGGCUGCAGUGACCCCUACCCUCUCCAGCUCAUCCCCACAACGAUGGCUGCUGCUGCUGCCGCCACACCAGGUCUGGGACCCCUACAGCUCCAGCAGUUGUAUGCUGCUCAGCUAGCAGCCAUGCAGGUUUCCCCUGGGGCCAAGCAGCAUGGAGGCAGCCUUCCUCCCCAAGCCAACCUGGGCACGCACUCGCCACCCACCAACACACAUUCACAGAGCGACAAGGGCCGCAGCUCCCCGCCAUCAAAUAAAACCAAGGACAGUGAGGGUGCACAGCCACUGAACCUGUCGGCCAAGCCUAAGGCAUCCGAGAGCAAGUCACCCAACUCCCCCCCAACUUCCCCACAGGUGCCGGCUGCUGCUGCUGCUGCGAACAAGCUGGACCCCACUUCCAUGAAGCACAGCGUUGCCCCCUCCAGCAUUGGAGGACCACCGACCAGAGUCAGCUCAAUUGCAGACUUGUUGUCGUCGCUGUCUUCGACAGCCUACCUGAACGACCACGAGGCGGUGACCAAGGCCUUCGCCGAGGCUCGGCAGAUGAAGGAGCAGCUGAAGAGAGAGCAGCAGGUGCUGGAUGCCAAGGUGGCAGCCGUCAGCAACCUCAGCCUCAACAACGGCCGCUCAGACAAGGACAAAGCUGCCUUGGAGAGUCUGAGUCAACAGCUGAAGCAGCAGGCCGAGAACAAGUUCAGCCACGCCAUGCUGGACUUCACCAUGAGUGGAGACUCUGACGGCUCUCCCAGCGUGUCAGACUCCAGGAUAUUCCGAGAGUCUCGGGGUCGUAGCACCAGCGAGCCGCACAUCAAAAGGCCGAUGAACGCUUUCAUGGUCUGGGCCAAGGACGAGAGGCGAAAGAUCCUCCAGGCCUUCCCCGACAUGCACAACUCCAACAUCAGCAAGAUCCUUGGCUCACGCUGGAAAGCCAUGACCAACCUGGAGAAGCAGCCGUACUACGAGGAGCAGGCUCGGCUCAGCAAGCAGCACCUGGAAAAAUACCCCGACUACAAGUACAAGCCACGGCCCAAACGCACCUGCCUGGUGGACGGCAAGAAGCUGCGCAUCGGCGAGUACAAGGCCAUCAUGAGGUCCCGCAGGCAGGAAAUGAGACAGUACUUCAGUGUGGGGCAGCAGGGUCAGCUGCCGUUGUCCUCUGCAGGCGUCGUUUACCCAGGUGCCCUAUCCAUGGCGGGGAUGCCUUCACCCCAGAUGCCCUCAGAGCACUCGAGCAUGUCCAGCAGCCCCGAGCCCAACGCCAACCACCACCAGAACCCCGGCAUGCCCGGCCUCAAGGGGGAGGAGCCGCGAAUCAAGGAGGAGGAGCUCAGGCUAGACGACAGCAAUGGCGACGUGUACGACGACUUUGACUACGAGGACGAAGAUGGCGACUACGCCAGCGAUAACGAGAACCAUAUCACCCAAUAGGACGGCAUCAGCACCGCCUGCUUUUUUUGUUUUGUUUUGUUUUUUUGUAAGCCAAUCACCGCUGGUUAAUCUCACAAAAUCCCCACCAAUCAGGAAGAAACCUUUCGCUUUUGCCAAUCGCUUUGGAACCAGUUUCACCGCCCCCUCCACCCCCCUCCCCCCGACUAACAUGGACUCUUCUAAUAGAGCCAGAUCCACUCCCCUCCCCUUCCUCUCCCCCCGGAGUCCUGAUACCAGCAUCUUUUGAUCAAUCAACCGAAGCACAGGACCUGUCACUCACACUGACUGUUACACACUGACUGGAGGAAGAGACGACCACGGCAGUUCUGAAGCUCGCUGAGGAAUACCCACAUAGCACUGCAGGUGUUAGAGUGUAACGCCACGAGUGAAGAGAAAGCAACAUGGCUCUCAGAAAGCAACCUUUCAGUCCCGUUUGUUGAAGAAAAACUGAAAAACAGAGGACCUGUCAAAGGCUAACGUGACACUUUAAGAUGGCGGACCUGUUUAUUAUCAAGAGACAUUUUUAAAAGUAAAACAGCUUUUUUUGUUCUUUGGUUCUAUAAUAUUCUCACUCAGGUACACGGUGCCAAUAAGUGGCUUGUGAAUGUGAUUUGUUGUUUUUGUGCUACAAGUUUGAAUAAUAAUAGAAAAAAGAGACUUUUCUUUUUUCCCCUUUUGUUGUAAAGCACCUGAAAGACAUGAGACAUUUAUUUUUAACAAAAAGAUAUCUUUUCUUCAACCUCGCAGUGUGCUGUCAGCAAUCCCCCCAAUUUUUCUCCCCCUUUGUGUUUUUUUGUGACCGCCCGCUUACCCCGCCUCCCCUCCUUGCAUCGCAUGGAAUCAAAUGGGACGGUCCAGCCGGGACUGACCAGCACAAAGUGGACUGUCCCACUUUGAGUGGAUUCUCGGUGUGUGGGGAGGGGCGGGUCGCAGCAAAGGGAAGUCUCUCUGGCGUCACGGAGCAGAAACAAAAGCACUGUGUUGCGAGACAAUCCACCGGUUUCCUUCUCGCUCCAUCCCUCUAUCUCGAUCUCGUCCAGGGCAAAAAAACCCACAUCAGUGCGACUUCGAUCGAAACAUCCCAACAGUGCGAGUGUGUGUCCGUGUGUGUGCUCCACCAUUGGACGUUUGCACACGCGCUCGCAAAGAGAAAGCUAAUAAUACUGCAGAAAGACAGGCAACUAAUGCUGCUGCUGUUAUUUCCUGUAACACACACACACACACGCACACUGUGUUCUGUCCAGUGUUUUCCUAACCCCCCACCCUCCAAUCAACGUUGUCCUGCUGUAUUGCAGUGGGCGGAGCUGAGGUGAAGUCAGCCAGUCAGUGUUUCUGUUUGUAUUUGAAUACUGUAUUUUAUUAUUAUUUUUCUUCAAACUGCCUCUAGUCUAAUAAUAUUAUUAACAAUAAUUAUAAGGAUGGUCAACGUUUCCUAAGUUUAGUAAGUUAUGUACAGUAUAAUUUAUUUUUCUCCUCUUUAUUGGGUUUUUAUGACCAUAUGAAACAGUCAAUGAAGCAUUAUUCUAUUUAGCUGGUAGGUAUUUAGAUCUAAACAAAAAGUUGUCAUUUUACCUUGCUUUGUUUUGCAAUUUUAUUUUAUGUUAUUUUAUUUUCGAUCCCCCUCCUAUUAAUCCUCUGCGGGCGGGUGAGCUGGACUGACAGACAUGGACGCCAGCCUUCGUCCGAACUGAAGACGUAACCCUUUUUAUCAUGUCCGAACCCAUUUCUAAGAAGCACUCAGACUCUGUGCAGUCAGAGAAGAAGAACAUGAUUUUAUAUUGUUAUUAUAAUUUUAUUUGUAAUGAUUAUCAUAAUGUAUAAUGUGAAUUUCCUCUUCUUCUUCUUUUUUUUUUUAAAUUUUUACAUGUUUUUGGUUUGUCACUUUUUCUGUGAACAGAGACCCGUCCCCGUUUACUAGUUUGGCUGCCUCACGGCGACACAGUGGAACAUCUUUGGCAUGGAUCCACACACACACACAUAUAUACACACACACGUGCACACUGGGGGAUGCACCGAUGAAAUUUUGGGCCAAUACCAACACUGAUGUUUAUAAUGUAGCUGACAGCCAACACCGAUAUUUUUUCAGUGUCUUUCUUUUGUACAAAAAUAUACUGACCUGUUUGAAAGUCUUUCAGAUCUUCAUCACACAUUUUUUGAACAUUCAG